Letharia columbiana is the source of this 984-nucleotide messenger RNA. RefSeq lists its product as uncharacterized. NCBI's taxonomy places the organism in Eukaryota, Fungi, Ascomycota, Lecanoromycetes, Lecanorales, Parmeliaceae. Bases 1 to 984 code for a protein of 327 amino acids. The transcript has 2 exons. The record is from RefSeq and is a predicted model, not a curated record.
AUGGACCCGCGGUUGGACCUACGAGGAAGGCCGUGGCGACUGGACUCGGAAUGGGCGUUGGGGAUGACGGUAGGUGCGUUCAUGUGGAUGCAAGAGCCACCCUUCGUUCUUGAUCGUGCUAGAUAUGCCAUUUCAAGUGACCAGCAAUCGAGAAAUUUCGAGCAAGCCGUCUUUGUACCUGACUUCGAGGUUGCCACGACUAACAGUCAACUCGAGCCUGGCAGGAAAGAAUCAUAUCCUCUGUUACCCUUCCGCGCCUUGGAAGAAAUCUGUCUUCCGGGCGCUAUACAACAAAGGUGGGAGGCAUCUAUCGCCGCCUCAAAGUCCGCAGAAUGGCGUCUGUGGUUCAAAACGCUCGAUCAGACACAGCAGAAAGCCCAUGUCCAAAGUCUAGCCAAGCGUAACAAAGAUACAUUCUGGGCCGGACUCUGGCUUGAGUAUGAGGAAUGGUCAAAGCCACGACAUGCGCGAUGUAUUGCCGCUGCUACUAGAGCCUUGGUCAUCUUCGAGCGAGAGAACGUGAUGAGGCAGAUGAGAGAAGCACAGAAGUCCGUGAAUGUAAGAAGAGCAAGAAGGCUAGAACGAUACGGCUUUUCGGCGAUGGAACCUGAGGAUCUGCCAGAAGCAGAGCCUCUUUCAGCACCUCUAACACCCCACGACAUCGUUUCCCUAAGGUUGCGCCUUACGCCUUGCUACUUCCGCCUACCAGCCAGUACUUUUCGGUUCGCAACACAGAUCUUCAGCGGCAAGUCCUACGAAGAAGCCGUGACUGAGCAGAAGGCGAAUUUCCACAGCUGGACUAAUGAGAGCAAGGUUCGCAGGAUCGAAGGUCACCCUGACUUUGUUGUGUGGGGCAAUAUCGCAGUGCACAAGGAUGCUGUUCCAAAGCUCACUCCCAAAAAGAAGCAGCCGCAGACAGGGAAGCAUAGGUACCAGGACAAGCAAUCAAGGUCAGGAUGCGGAGAGGGCUGCAAAGGGCAAUAG